CCCGCUGGACUCGGCUUGUGGGUGUUCGUCAUUGAAUAUUUGAAUUUAUUAUUGAAUUUCCACAUUAAAUGACUUUAAUUCGUUUCUCGUAAAGUGCGGAACAAAUAAAAGUGUGUUUAAAUAAGUGACAAUGCUGCGUGUUUUACUGGAUAAGUUCUGGAAUGAAGAUGUGUGGUUACCGCCUAACACAACGUGGGCCGAUCUGGCUCCUGGGCCAGAUAAGGUCGUAGUUUAUACGGAUUACAGGCACCUUUUGCUGCCAAUACCGUUAGCAUUCGUCUUCAUAACUUUACGCUACGUUAUGGACAAGUACGUGUUUGCACCAUUCGGCAGAACGUUGGGAAUCAAAGAUAUUCGACCACGGAAAGCGCCGAACAACCCCAAGCUUGAGGCUGCUUACCAGGCUAAUCACAAACUUGUACAGCUAUGCGGUCUCGCAAAGCAACUUGACAUGACAGAGCGGCAAAUUGAGCGAUGGUGGCGCCUCCGUCGCUCGCAGGCGAAACCCUCUACACUGGUGAAGUUCUGUGAGAACUCUUGGAAAUGCACCUUCUAUAUUUGCAACUUUGCUUUCGGGCUUUACAUUCUAUGGGACAAGGAGUGGCUGUGGGACAUCGAUCAGUGUUAUAUCGGAUAUCCUCAUCAGGGUCUAACUAACGAUGUCUGGUGGUACUACAUGAUUUCAUCAGCGUUCUACUGGUCUCUUACCCUCUCCCAGUUUUGGGAUGUGAAACGCAAAGACUUCUGGCAGAUGUUUGUUCAUCACAUCGCGACGAUUGCUUUACUUUGUUUUUCGUGGGUCUGCAAUCUGCACAGAAUCGGAACAUUGGUACUGCUGUUGCAUGAUUGUGCUGAUAUAUUUGUUGAGUCCGUGAAAGCAACAAAGUACUCAGGCUACCAGCGAGUGUGUGACACCUUAUUCUUAGCGCUUGUUGUUGUGUGGAUUACCACCCGUGUUGGAAUAUAUCCUUUCUACAUUAUUUGGAGUACGUCUAUCCGCGCUCCGCAACUUCUACCGAUGUUCGCCGCGUACUACAUCUUCAACACUCUCCUUUGUCUGUUGCUAAUUUUACACGUAGUGUGGACAUGGCUCAUUCUGCAGAUCGCCUACAAAGCUAUUAUUGCUGGACAGAUGGACGGUGAUAUUCGGAGUUCCAGUUCAGAGUUAAGCGACAGCGGUAACUCUAACCACAACACGCCCAACCACGUCAACAAUAAGAGUAAAAAAGAAACAUAGACCCGAUAGAGACCGCUGUCGACGUGAUUUCGUAUAGAUACGUUUAAAAUCUACGAGGUAAACUUAACGAAUACUGUUUGUCUAAAAACCAUAAUACAAUCCCCAAAUUGAUGACCUCGGUGGCUAACAGUCCCUGGUUCGAUUUUCGGUAGGAUGAAUUUGGGGAAUGAACUUUAUAAACUAAAUUGGUUCAGGGGGUCGCCUCUCCGUCUCCCGUCUGACAUUCGAUGUCAUUACGACAUAUUACUUAUUUUACAGUAAUUGUUUCAGAGUACAGGGCCUGAUCUGGGUGUUCUGUGCAAUUCUAUGGAUUGAAUUCCGUUUUCUGCAAAUUUUUAAUUGCCCAAAUCUGCUAAUUUUAAAUCAUCUCAGUUGUGUGCCAACGGCUGGAUUUUGUGCGUUUGGUAUUCUGCUAAAAGUGAAGAGCAGUGGUGUAGCUUUCGUGGGUUUUAGCCCAAUAAAAGAUGGUCGAAUAUGCACUAUGAACUUUAAUCAAAUAGUAAUUGGCACUUUGAAACUAUACAAAAUUAGUAAAAGAAUUUAUAAACUAAAAAAUAACGUUCGUUCGAGUGAAGCUCGCAAUUGGAUCUCUCACACUAGUGGGUCGCCCGCGCCUCCCGCGGCCCCCACCCCGCCGUCGUCGGCUAGCUUCGGCUCGCGUCGGUUUGCGUCGGCAACAAGUGAUUUGUCGGUGGCUAGCCAUCGAGACACUAUUCAACUGCUAUUGGAAAGUAGACUGUAUAUUAAGAUGUGCGCUAUAAUGCAACUGCCUCCGUAGCCGAACGGUUAUCAUGCUGGACUGCCACGCUAGAAGUCUCGGGUUCGAUUCCCGAGCCAGGAAAAAUAUUUGUAUGGCCUACAUAUAUUUCUCUC
Molecule: messenger RNA, 2110 nt
Organism: Hyposmocoma kahamanoa
Lineage: Eukaryota; Metazoa; Arthropoda; Insecta; Lepidoptera; Cosmopterigidae
Product: ceramide synthase 5-like
Exons: 8
Coding region: 131-1237 (368 amino acids)
Biological process (GO): ceramide biosynthetic process
Cellular component (GO): membrane
Molecular function (GO): DNA binding; sphingosine N-acyltransferase activity
Source: RefSeq, a predicted model, not a curated record